This is a messenger RNA of Sodiomyces alkalinus F11, 699 nucleotides long. RefSeq lists its product as hypothetical. The transcript has a single exon. Gene Ontology annotation, biological process: fungal-type cell wall polysaccharide metabolic process. Gene Ontology annotation, cellular component: fungal-type cell wall. NCBI's taxonomy places the organism in Eukaryota, Fungi, Ascomycota, Sordariomycetes, Glomerellales, Plectosphaerellaceae. The record is from RefSeq and is a predicted model, not a curated record. The annotation marks the transcript as partial.
AAGCGUGGUUUCGCCUAUAACGACGCCCAUCUCGUCGACAACUUUUACCACGGAAGAAGCAGCGGCUCCAAGUUUGGAUGGGCCUGGAACUGGGACUCGAACGAUAACGGCCUCUCCCAGUCUCUCGAAUUCGUCCCCACUCUCUGGGGCCCCAUCGACAUCCAUACCAGCCGCUGGAAGGACAACGUCGAGAGCAUGAUCGAAAGCGGGUCUACCCACGUCUUUUCCUUCAACGAGUGCGAUAUCGCGUCCCAGUGCAACAUGGAUGCCGCCUCUGCCGCCGAUGCCCACGUCAAGUGGAUGAACCCUUACGCCGGUCGGGUCAAGAUUGGUUCCCCUUCGGUCUCGAACAGCAAUAUCGGUGGCCAGGGCCUCGAUUGGCUCCAGGCUUGGGUUGACUCCUGCGAGUCGAAAGGUUGCGUCUUUGACUUCUGCAACGUCCACUGGUACUCUCCUAUCGAGGCCACCGAAACCCUCUUCGACCACAUCAAGGAGGCGGCCCGUAUCUGUGGCAAGCCCGUCUGGUUGACCGAGUUUGCUCCCCUAAGCAAUGACGAUGUCGCUGUGUCCGCCUGGUUGGAGGAGACUCUUCCCCGGCUGGACGACCUCGCGGAGCUGGAGCGCUACUCGUACUUUAUGGUCAGCAACGGAAAGCUCAUCAACGGCGACCAUCUCACCAGUGCUGGUGAGGCCUAUGCC